Mytilus trossulus (common blue mussel) is the source of this 3116-nucleotide messenger RNA. RefSeq lists its product as uncharacterized. Lineage: Eukaryota; Metazoa; Mollusca; Bivalvia; Mytilida; Mytilidae. The coding region runs from base 1 to 1284 and encodes 427 amino acids. The record is from RefSeq and is a predicted model, not a curated record. The transcript has 2 exons.
AUGAGCUUCAGUCCUUGCUUGGAAGUUGAAUACGACCCGGCAUUGAAAGAAAAUUGGACUCUAUUAAGACUUCGCCAAGAAGUAACUAGAUUUAAACUUAAAGUGCCAAAAAACGCCAAAAGGUUGACCUUAGUGAGAAUUCUUAAUAGUGUUGAAGACUCUUCGCAUAGUGACAAUACAACAGAAACAGUGGAUAUAUCAGACAUAGCAGAUGAAGCAAAUACCAUAUAUGGUGGUGCGCGAUCCCAUAAUGCACCAGUUAGGAUUCAAGAGGAUCACGUGGCUCCAACUAACGGCACUUCAUCAAAUGAAGGAAGAACUCUUAUAAACUUAGUUUCGAGACUAUCGUCGACCGUACAGUCUCUACAGCAAAAUGUGUCGGCUUUAAACGGGAAGGUGAACUCUCUUUUAGUGGUACAACCAUAUACUCGUCAGGAAGAAGUAGAUGUCCCUACUUUCACUUCAACCGGAAGUGGGCAUAGUGAAGAUAUAAACAACUCGGGGAAUUCCCAUAACUUGGAGUCGGCAUAUGCAUCUUUAAAUAGAACCACUAUACCAGCAGCGGCAGCUGGAAGUGCAAACCAGGAAGCGAGAAGUGUGAGAACGUCUAGGGGAUAUUCAGCGGAAACUCUGCCAUUCGUGGAGACUAUUUCUCCCCAGCUGAGAAAGAACAUAAUAUCAGAUGGAGAAAUUUCGAAAGCUGGCACCAAAAGCAGAUCAGAUACCCACACCUUGCCUAGCUCCAGCUCAUUUGAUGAUGGUCUAAUUAAACAAGUUGAAGAACUAUGGGAGGCAUCCUUAUGUAUAAGUACUAGAAAGACUUAUAAUUCUGGAUUUUUAUGUUUUAAAACAUUUAUGGCUAUGACUAAUCAGCAUCAUAUAAAUAGUGUGCCUAUAAUAGAUGAAGAUUGCUUAAUUUAUUUUGUAACCUAUUGCAAGAAUUCUCUUAAGCUAGCCCAUGCUACAAUUAAAUUGUAUUUAGCAGGAAUUAGGCAUAAUUAUUUAAGAAUAGGACAUCCUGACCCUUUGUCAAAUUGUGCACGCUUAGAGUGUAUAUUAAGAGGUAUUAAAAAGUCUCAGAACAAUGUUAAACAAAAGAGAUUACCUAUUACAUCUCAAAUUUUGAAACAAUUGUGCUGUAUGUUACAGCAAGGAGUUUUUUCUCCAUUCGUCGACUUUAUGUUACAGUGCUCUUUUAAUCUAGCUUUUUUUGGAUUUCUCCGAUGUGGUGAAUUUACGUAUAGUAGUAAAAUUGCCAGGCAGGACACACUUUUAAAACAUUGAUUUCGAUUUAAACUUUCAAAAUUUCACAGUACAUCUGAAUUCCUCCAAAUGUGACCCAUUUCGAGAAGGUAUUAACAUUACUAUUUUCGAAAAUGAUAUUUUCAGCCCAGUUGAUUUGAUGAGAAGAUAUAUACAAGUAAGAAAAAAUCAUGGAGCUUGGCCAGAUUCUUAUUUAUUUGUUAACGAAGAGUAUAAUAACGCUCCUUUGUCUAGAGAUACAUUUAUAGCUCGGCUUCGAGAGUCCCUGUUCAGAUUAGGGUAUAAUGAUAGUAAAUUUUGUGGUCAUUCUUUUCGAAUUGGUGCUGCUACAUCAGCUGCAGCGGCAGGGGUCGAGGACCAUAUUAUUCAGACUUUAGGAAGAUGGUCAUCCGAUUGUUAUAUACGUUACAUUAGAACUGACCCAAAAACUGUUUGCAAAGCACAAAGCAGAAUGUGUUGUUCCUAAAUUUUUGAUAAAUGUUCAGUACUAUAUAUAUCAAAGAGUUAUAAAAACUACAUUUUGUUGAAUCUAUAUAGUAUGGUUUUUUAUUUUAUGCGUUUUCAUUUUCAUAUAUAAAUUCCAUUCAAGUACUAUUCUCUUUAUGGUAUAUGGAAAAUUUUGUAUUAUCAUUAUUAUAUAUAUUUUUUAUUUUUUUUAUAUGUAUAUGUAUCAUUUCUUGGGGGCUUUCACUCAUACUCGUUUCAAUUUGGCCUACUUAAUUUCAGGGAAAUUAUUUUCCCCCAAUUCAUUAACACAUUUUAUUAUUUAUUUAGGCUUUGUUUUAUUUAAGGGUGAUAAUUAAGUUAUUUUUUUUUGUACCUGUUGGAAUCUACCGCAGGAAUUCUCAUUUUUCAAAUUUAUACUUGUCUGGGCUCUACCAGUCAGGUUCUAAUAGUACCUGUUGGGAUCUACCGCAGGAAUUCUCAGUUUUCAAAAUUCAUACUUGUCUGGGCUCUACCACUCAGGUUCUAAAAGUACCUGUUGGGAUCUACCGCAGGAAUUCUCAGUUUUCAAAAUUCAUACUUGUGUGGGCUCUACCACUCAGGUUCUAAAAGUACCUGCUGGGAUCUACCGCAGAAAUUCUCAUCUUUCAAAUUAAUACCUGUUUGGGCUCUACCAGUCAGGUUUCUUAAAUUAAUUUUUCACCUGUCAGGGCUCUACUGCAGGUUCUUAAAUUGCAUAAUUUAGACAAUUUACUUUUUAAUUAAUUUAAAAAUUGUUUUGAGUAGGUAGUGUUUUUUCAUAUGGUUAUUUUUAUUUUUAUUGUAAGUUUUAACGAGAAGCCCCCUAGAAAGCCAAAUGAUACAUUUAUUAUUAUUUUCAUAUGUAUUUAGUAUAAAAGAUGUAGAAAUGAUUGUGAAUAUGAUUUUAGUAUACUGUGUAUACAAUAGUGUUUUAGUAUACUAGUUUGUUAAUAAAAUUAGAAUAGUUAUUAUAAAGUUUUGCGUAUGAUAUCAGUAUCCUGUACGGCAAGAUAUAUGUUCCAUCCUAGUUGAACAUUUCCUUUUCUACUCUAAGCAUCUAUAGAAAUAUAGAUAAAUGUGGUAUGAUGCAUGAGACUAGUUAUUGUCUAUAAGGACACAUCAACUGUUCUUGUGGUAUGGUAUAUAUGUAUGAGACUUGUUAGGUUUUAGGCGGAGAUUUCUACUUGUUCUAUGUGGUAUGGUUCUUGAGACUUAUUUAUGUACUUAAAGACAUUUACAUUUGUAUGUGGUAUGGUAUAUAAGAAUUGGUAGCAUUUAUUAGGAGACAUCUAUUGUUCCUUGUGGUAGGGUACAGGAGACUUGUUAAUGUGCUUUAGAAGACAUCUACUGUUUUAUUGGUAUGGUAUAUUAGACUUUUCAGUGUUCAA